UAAAUACUCUUAUCAAUAGUAGCCGUCACUGAUCGUGUAUUGUUUGAUUCCCCUGUAGUCGUGUUAGUGCUUUACCCGACUGGUACUUAAGUGGUUCGAUCAGUUGUUUUUGAACAGCAGACAACAGACGAUCGGUCUCCAGUUUGCGGUGCAAAAAUGAGGUCGACUUUAUUUUUAUUGUCUGUUUUGACCGGCUUCCUGACAGGGCUGACCAGAGCUGAUAAUUCCGUUCGUGAAGUUGCUGUUGCUGAUCAUUUGGAAAACUUUUUGCAGGAGUUUGAGGACUACCGCAUCACUAACCGAAUUUCGGCAAAAUUAGAUCAGCUGUUGAAUGUUAUCAAAUCAGGCGAUGUCAAGAUAACGCUGGACGAGAUGCCCCACGCAAAGAACCCGAAGUUGUGCCUCACCUGUUUAUCAGCCAGCCACACAUUUCUUCAGAUUUACAAACAAGCUCAAAUCAAAGAGAAAAAUACUCUGAUCAAACUGGCUCAGGAUAUAUGCCAUUUGUACAGUUUGAAGCCGUACGUCUGUGAUGGUUUAAUCGAACUCAAUGCGGAUAUGAUACUGUACAUGCUGGAACAUCUAGAAGUAUUACCAACCGCUAGACGUGUUUGCGAGAUUGCUUACCAAGGAGAAGAUUGCGUUGUGUCAGGAUCCGAUAUACUAGCUGAUCGAUACCCGAAAGUGAACGUUAGCUUAUCCGACAAAGUAUUAAAAUCAUCCAAAAAAUCUUCCUCACAUUCGAACCAAGACCCGCUGGUAAUCGUUCAUCUGACCGACAUUCACUUUGACCCGGACUACGUGGUCGGAGUGAAUGCCGAGUGUGGAUCGGAAGCCUGUUGUCGACCUGUUCCUGGACUCGUACAAGCAGAUUCAACCAACGCAGCCGGUUUCUGGGGAGACUAUCGUGAUUGUGAUACUCCGUGGCACGGAGUUGUUAAUGUUGUUAACCAGAUUCGCACGCAGCAUCCGAAAAUCGAUGCAAUCUACUUCACCGGAGAUAUCAUUCAUCAUUUCACUUGGAAUACGACACUUGAAACGAACGAGGAAUCAAUGCGUAGGGUUUUUCAGUUGCUGAAGCAAACAUUCGCUGGGAUCCCGCUCUACCCAAUACUAGGAAAUCACGAAGCACAUCCCGCUAAUCUGUACGCUCCUCAUGACAUUCCGGAGGUUCUGAACUCUAAGUAUCUUUACGACUACAUCGCGAAUGAGUGGGAAGAAUGGCUCCGCAACGAAUCGGUCAACACUACGCUCGCCGAUGGUGGAUACUACACCGUUUUGAGUCCCCUCGGUCACCGGAUUAUCGCACUGAACAACAAUUUCUGCUUUUCUCAUAACUGGUGGCUAAUGUUCAGCGAUAACUAUUUCCUGCAGCAGCUUCAGUGGCUUCAUGACACUUUACUAGCGGCUGAGAGUGCUGGCGAGAAGGUGCAUAUUUUGGCACACGUUCCAUCCUACGAUAACUACUGCUACGUCGGCUGGACUCGAGAAUAUCGAAAGAUUGUCGAACGUUUCGCGCACAUCAUCGAGGGUCAGUUCAAUGGUCAUUCGCAUGUUGAUGAGUUCAAUGUGUACUACAGGAAGGAUGAUCCAUCGGUGGCGGUUAGUGUGGCGUGGAAUGGCGGUUCGACUACCACGUUUACCCGAUUGAAUCCAAACUAUAAGAUUUUCUACGUUGAACGGGAUAAUUUUGAAAUUCUGGAUCACGAAACAUGGUUCUACAACCUGACGGAAGCCAACCAGCACCCCGACCGUAAUCCCCUCUGGACGAAAGAAUACAGCUUCAAAGAACAGUUCAAUCUAGCGGACUUGAGUCCAGUGUCUUUGGAUGGAUUAUUGCAGAAGUUUGCCCACACUGAAGCUGAGCUGCUGCAGUUUUGGAAACUGAAACAAAAGCAAGCUGACCCGAUGCUAGCCAGCGGUUGUGAUCGAGUCUGCUUGCGAGAGACUCUUUGUACUAUAGUGCGUACGGAGUACGGUGAUGAUGCUGCAUGCUCGCGUCUUCUGGCGGCUAGAUCUCAUACUGAUUUAAAAUGAAACUUUUUCUAGUUAAAAUGUUCAGCUGUCUUUAAUU
Topomyia yanbarensis is the source of this 2074-nucleotide messenger RNA. Its product is annotated as sphingomyelin phosphodiesterase 1-like. The transcript is spliced from 3 exons. Gene Ontology annotation, cellular component: lysosome. The coding region runs from base 157 to 2037 and encodes 626 amino acids. Gene Ontology annotation, biological process: ceramide biosynthetic process; sphingomyelin catabolic process. Gene Ontology annotation, molecular function: acid sphingomyelin phosphodiesterase activity. The record is from RefSeq and is a predicted model, not a curated record. Lineage: Eukaryota; Metazoa; Arthropoda; Insecta; Diptera; Culicidae.